This is a messenger RNA of Lolium rigidum, 2024 nucleotides long. RefSeq names its product probable transcription factor RL9. Gene Ontology annotation, molecular function: transcription cis-regulatory region binding. Gene Ontology annotation, biological process: regulation of DNA-templated transcription; abaxial cell fate specification. The transcript has 6 exons. Gene Ontology annotation, cellular component: nucleus. The coding region runs from base 142 to 1503 and encodes 453 amino acids. Lineage: Eukaryota; Viridiplantae; Streptophyta; Magnoliopsida; Poales; Poaceae. The record is from RefSeq and is a predicted model, not a curated record.
CAAGCAUUCCGAAACAAAGAGCCGGCCACACAAGAACACCAAGAACCUUCUCCUCCGAUCCUUCCUUAAUAUCCAACCUAGAUAUCUGCGGGCACACGCGCGUGCAAUCGAGGCCAGCGCGCGCGGUGGUAGGUGGGAGAGAUGGAGGCGAGCUCGGCGGCGUCUCCGGACCUCUCCCUGCACAUCAGCCUGCCCAGCACCGGGCCGCCCACGGGCUCGGCGCCCGGCGUCGGCGGGCGCGCACCUGUGGGAUCGGGCGGCGGGGACCCCUGGAGGAGGCUGAACGGCUCCACGGCGUCCACGGAGCUGUCGCUGUCGCCGCCCCUGCUGGCGGCCGAGCAGGAGGGCGCCGCGCUGCCGUGGCGGCACAGGCCGUCGGUUGCCGUUGCGUCUUCCGCGGCCACGACGUCUCCCGGCGCCCCGCUGAUGACCAUGCCCAUGCUGCAGCCCUUGGACGCGGGUGUCGGCGGCGUGUCGGCGUCGCCGCCAAUCCGUGGGAUACCAAUCUACAACGGCGCCGGGGGCUUCCCGUUCCUGCCGCCGGCGCCCGGGGGAGGAGACGGCCACCAUCUCCCGAAGGUCGGGUUCUACAGCUCCUACCACCAUCACCACCCCGCGACGUGGCCGUCGUCGCUUGGAUCCACGUCGCCGUCCUCUCUCGUGCCGGGGGCGCCUCCGCCCGCUACUUCCUUCGACCCCACGAUGCCGUUUCUCUCCCCCGCAGCGCACCAUCGGAUGCUGUCGGCCUCCGGCAGACUUAAUGGCAUGCUCUCGGAUACCCUCCGCGGGUACGGAGGCGCCGGCGGCGGCAUCGGUAUGGGCAUCGCCGGGCACCACCACCACCUUCACGGCGCGCAGCCGUUCGGCCUGGCAUCCCGUUUUAUGCCCAAGCUCCCAUCCAAGCGCAGCAUGCGCGCCCCUCGCAUGCGCUGGACCAGCACCCUCCACGCCCGCUUCGUCCACGCCGUCGAGCUCCUCGGCGGCCACGAGAGGGCGACGCCCAAGUCUGUCCUGGAGCUCAUGGACGUGAAGGAUCUGACGCUAGCGCAUGUCAAGAGCCAUCUCCAGAUGUAUCGAACCGUCAAGAGCACUGACAAGCCUGCGGCCUCCUCAGGCCCGACCGACGGCGGCUCCGGUGACGAGGACUUCCCUAGCACCGGCCAGGCUGGGUCCGGCGACAACAACAGGAGGCAGUUCCCGGAACACCGGUCCACCUCUGAGGGCGCGGCAAGCUCUGUCGGUGGCGGCGGCGGAGGUGGCGACAUGGACCAGACUUCGGCCGGCAACACUAGCACCAGGUGGAGCAACUCCUCAAGGGACCCAUGGCUGUCCUCCAAUUCCUGUAACAUGGACGCUCAUCGCUCCAUAGGACUGUCUUCUCCAAUGGAGAACAUGGAGCCCUGCAGAUCAAGCGGCUCGCAGGUGUCGAACCACGAGCUGAGCAGCCCAAGCCUAGAGUUCACGCUGGGGAGACCUGACUGGCACGGCGCGGAUCAUGACUAGCCAGCCAUCACCAAGCUUACAAAGAAAAAAAAAACCUAGCAACAAGCUAAUUUUCGGUCCAAGAUACACCAUUAGUGAUUAUCUUCUAGUUGAGUUUGCCCCGCAAAAUUCCUCCGUUCCAAGGGCUCCGGCCAAGAAGUCAGUUUUCAGAUACUUUCAGCAGGAGAGGAGCAUAUCGGCGCGUUAGCCGGCGAAAGCUAUAUAUACCAGAUCGAUCUCUGUUAAUUCUUAGUUACUUUUGGGGUUUUCUUCUAUAUAUCUUUCGCCGGCUGAUGCAGGAAUGCUUCUAGCCAAGUUAGGAUAGUUUUGCAUCUCCUUUUCUUUAGUUUUGUGUCCUUCUUCAGUGGCGAGAUUACAGUAGUAGUGUUUGGGUGUGCAUGUUUGAAUGGGCGUGUUCGUGGACCGUAUCAUGAGCACAUGGAAAGUUGGAAAGGCCCAAGAUGAGACUAGAAAAAAAAAAGAUAAAAGGAAUGAGUUCUGAUGAAGCAAUCUAUGGAUGCAUGACGGAAUGAUUUGAUCAA